Molecule: messenger RNA, 3775 nt
Organism: Scatophagus argus
Lineage: Eukaryota; Metazoa; Chordata; Actinopteri; Scatophagidae
Product: TCDD-inducible poly(ADP-ribose) polymerase
Exons: 7
Coding region: 338-2497 (719 amino acids)
Molecular function (GO): NAD+ poly-ADP-ribosyltransferase activity; zinc ion binding
Source: RefSeq, a predicted model, not a curated record
GCGGAGCCGAGACGCAGACACAGUGUCUUUUUCCACAGCUGUGCCCCGUUCUUUGUCGAUCGCUGCUCUCCUUCGCUUUCCUAUCCGGUAGAAGGAUACAAAGAGAGGGGCAGACAGCAUGAAAUAGAGACAGAGCAUGAAAGCGGCGGGGGCAGCAGAGGGACACAAGGAACCUAAACGGACUACAGUCUAGUCCAGACACGGAUACUGCUAUCUCCCGACUGGAUACGGAGCUCCGCCGAUGUACGCACUGGAUUUUAUCCACCAAAGAGUGUCGAGACCUCGGGGAGAGGGGCUUACUUUGUCGCGCAGGACUGUCGGGGUUUAGGAGGGGAUCAUGGAUAAAACUUUGCACAUUCUCCAGAAAUCCGCAGACGGUGUGCCGACUGGGAUCUCUCUGGAUAUGAAUUUAAACAUGGAAGAAGGGGAAGAUUUCUCGGAGCAGCAGAUAGUAGGGCUCCCAGACAAAAUACCUCUGGUGAAACCUUAUUUCAAAAAGAAGCAGAGGAAAUUAGAUGCCAAAUGCCUCCACCACGCCCUGGAGGAUCCCAUACUGACCACUCUACUGAGCACGGACACGCUGGUCUCUGGCGAUGGGGUGUUUGUUCCCCGGAACCAGCCGGGCCGGACUCCGGGCAACCUGUGUGCGGCGGCCGUGGUGAAACAGAGCUGUAUGAGCCAAGUGUGUCUCAAAGACCCAGGAGCCACUGACAAUGCCACAGCUGCAGCUGGAGUACCGGGGUUGAUGACCCGGGAUGGUGAUGUGGAAAUUGCAGAUACUACUGCAGAGCUGGAGGAGACAGAGCGGCGAGCUGAGCGACCCAAAAUCACCAAUCCUAUCCCUGACAGCGGCUGCUUUCAGCCGAAACCUGGCCUCAGGGCGGCUGGGAGCAAGGUGACAAUUACUCCCCCAAGCAGGGAUAUACCUCCUAUAGUUGCACCCCAGGCUUCUCACCAGGAGGGGGGCAUCAAAAGCAAUGACCUCUUAACCUCUGGGGCUAAAAACCUUCCAGUCAAAGACUGCACCAGCAUCCAGGACCCCCAUCCCCUCAUCCUGCAGCCUGACAAAGGAGUGCUAUUUCAGGAUAAAAGUGAAGAGGCCUCCCUGGACCUGGUUUUUGAGCUGCUUACCCAACUUCAGUAUCACACACACCAGUCAGACUCAGUGGACAUUUGUGUGGAUUUCCUCCAAGGACUGUGUGUUUAUGGCAAUGACUGUGCCCACCACCACACCGUCCUGCCCUACCACUGGCAGAUCCGCAGGAACAGUAGUCAGACGUGGCAGAGUAUAGCAGACGACUCCCAGGAACAGCUGGAGAGACUGUACUGCAACCCUGACAAUGAGCAAGUCAGGCUCAAAUUUCAGAGUCGAGUGUUUUCCUUAGACUUCGGGACGAUGCGAGUGUGUGACCUGGAGUUUGACCGCGUUCGACGACUGUCCACCCCCGCCAGCCUUGUACCAGUGCCCACAACAAGCCCAAACCCCAACCCCAGCUGUCACACAGUGUGGAAGUACUACUGCAGAGACAACUUUGGCUGGAGGGAAUACUCUGAGCCGGUGGUGAAGCUCAUAGAGGAGGCAAGUUCCAGGGGUCUUAAGGAGGUGCGAUUCAUUACGCUCCAGAACCAGUACAUCCUCAACAUCAGGGAGGGCUUCCAGCAGAACGCUGUCUUUGGGUUCAGACGUCAGAUCAAGAAGCGGCCCAUGUUUAUGUCCUCUGUGAUGCUCACACCGCACCUACAGACUUUGGGUGGCAUCUCUUCAUCCCCCCUCCCAUGUUCCUCCACCUCAUCCUCCUCUUCCUCAUCAAUGGAUCUCUCCACGUCGCAUCCCCUCUCGCCGACGACCACCAACCCACCCAGCCUUUUUCCAGAAACAUGGUUGCCAAUGUCGAUGAGUCAGGACUUCCUGCAGGUGCCAGUGUCACGUGACGACCGCAGCUACCGGACGGUGUACAGCCUUUUCCACAAGACAGUGUCAGAGACCAAGUUCAGGAUCAUCAAGAUCCAGCGUGUGCAGAACCCCUUCCUGUGGGAGAAAUACAAGAGGAAGAAGGAGUACAUGUCACGGCGUAUGUCAGAGAUGGACCGCCUGCUGAGCGAGCGCCACCUCUUCCACGGCACCUCGGCUGAUGUGGUGGAGGGCAUCUGCAAGCACAACUUUGACCCCCGAGUCUGUGGCAAACACGCCACCAUGUUUGGCCAGGGCUCCUACUUUGCCCGCAAGGCAGUCUACUCCCACAACUUCUCCAAGCGUUCGCCCAAAGGAGUCCACUGCAUGUUCCUGGCAAAAGUCCUGACUGGCAGGUUUACUGUAGGAAAUCCCUCCAUGCGGCGGCCUCCACCCAUCAACCCUCGUGACCCCUCCAGUGACCUUUUCGACUCCUGUGUGGACAACUGGGUGGAUCCCCAGAUCUAUGUCAUUUUCAAUGACGACCAGAGCUACCCUUACUUUAUCAUUCACUACGAAGAGGUACCCAGUACUGUCGCUGUCUAAGCCCUGGAUCAGAUCUGGAUCUGUCUGUAUUUGCACAUACUUACUCAUAGUGUGUUAGAGUCUGUUGAGGUGCGAGAUGGGUGGAGUUUUCCAUUUAGAUGACUGUUGCUUUAACCAACUCCACUGGAAUCACUUUGUUAAACUAAACCUCACCCAUCUGCAGCUCUAAACAGGUUAAAACGGUCUAAGGCAUGUUUGCAAAUACUCGGUGAUUUAGGUCUGGAGUCAAAUGGAUCCAACCAGACUGGACUGUAGUAAAGAACAACAGACUGGUUCAGACCAGAUUAAACUGGACACAACUGGACUAGCAAAGGACAACACCUGUUUUCGUCCAGUGUUCAGAAGUGGAUGACAACUGACAACAGCUGUGGCCACAACAGACAUGGCUGGACUCGUAUACCACGCUUUGUUAUCUAGGGUUAACAGGAGCGUAGAGGUGAUUAUGGGUCACAAGAGGAUUUCAUCUACCUUACUGAUCUGGAGCAGAUGCAGGAAAAAACCCAAACCUGGUCCUCUUAUUGUUUUGACUUAGUCGUAUGGCUGUAUAUGAACUCAGUUCUACAUCAGGACAAACGCUGUCAAAGACAGUUAGUGUCCUGCCAGUGCUGUGAAUGAUCAACUGGCCGUAUCAUUAUGAGGAAGCAGCAACUAACCAAUCAAACGCUUCCACAGAGAAACCGUGGCAACGCUGACCCUGUCAUUCUCUUACAAAAGACAUAGUGUUUACCCAGCCUCCAGCCCAUACAUUUUGUUUGUUUUUUCUUUUGUUUAAAUUUAUUUUUUAUCAAGUCUGUGUGCUGCGUGUUUGAACCUUUUGAUUUAGUGGACAUGAAUCUUGUGGCCUCUUCAAACAGACAACGAGCAUGAGUUUCAGCGGGACUUUCACUAAUGGACAUCCACACAUUGUGAACCUCGAGGCAGAGGUUUUACAUGAAGCCAGUGCUGUUCCAGGUUGGCGUUUUUGCCUUUUGUGCCCACCCCGAUAGUUUCUUGUGCGUGGGGGGGCGGGGAGUGAAGAGUGUACAGUUUCACGCCGAGACUCAGUGCUGCCGCGGCAGUUUCAACGAUGACGGCGGCGCUGUAGCGUUUUCCCAACAAACUCCCCUGAAACUCAUCUCUCUUGGACCGCUCAGAAACAGUAGACUUGUUUUAUUGAGACAAACUGUACAGACGUCCUCUUUGUUUAUAUUUGAACUGUGUGCCUUUUGUUCAUAAAAAUUUUAUUUAUGUUAGUUUAAUGUAACAUUGAUUAAAUAAAGAAUCUAAAAGAAGAAAUGA